Messenger RNA from Microthlaspi erraticum, 1149 nucleotides. Lineage: Eukaryota; Viridiplantae; Streptophyta; Magnoliopsida; Brassicales; Brassicaceae. The record is from the annotation of a GenBank genome assembly.
AUGGAUCCCAUGGAAUCGUCUGGUGAAGAGAACAUUGUGGAAGAGAGUCAAAAACUGGUUGACUCAUUGGACAAGCUUCAAGUAAGUGCUGGGAGCUCAUCUUCGAAUUUCAAGAAGAAGCCUAUCAUUAUCAUUGUUGUUGGAAUGGCAGGCAGCGGAAAAACCAGUUUUCUUCAUCGUUUGGUCUGCCAAACCUAUGAAUCAAAGAAAUGUGGGUAUGUGUUGAACCUUGACCCUGCUGUAAUGUCUCUGCCAUUUGCUGCCAACAUCGAUAUACGAGACACAGUCAAGUACAAGGAAGUUAUGAAGCAGUAUAAUCUGGGACCUAACGGUGGAAUUCUCACUUCACUCAACUUGUUUGCUACUAAAUUCGAUGAGGUUGUCUCUGUGAUUGAGAAACGUGCAGACCAGCUUGAUUAUGUGUUUGUGGAUACUCCUGGUCAGAUUGAAAUCUUUACAUGGUCAGCCUCUGGGGCUAUAAUCACUGAAGCUUUCGCUUCGACUUUCCCAACUGUGGUCACCUAUGUGGUGGAUACUCCACGUUCCUCAAGCCCAAUCACUUUUAUGAGCAACAUGCUCUACGCUUGUAGUAUUCUCUACAAGACUCGGUUGCCUCUUGUCUUGGCUUUCAACAAAACCGAUGUGGCAGAUCACAAGUUUGCUUUAGAGUGGAUGGAAGAUUUCGAGGUUUUUCAAGAAGCGUUGCAGUCUGAUAACUCGUACACGUCGACCUUAGCGAACAGUCUCUCCCUUGCACUGUUCGAGUUCUACCGGAAUAUAAGAGCUGUUGGUGUCUCUGCAAUCACUGGUGCUGGAAUGGAUGACUUCUUUAAAGCCAUUGAAGCAAGUUCUGAGGAGUACAUGGAGACUUACAAGGCUGAUCUUGACACGAGAAAGGCAGAGAAGGAGAAGUUGGAAGAAGAGAGAAGGGAGAAGGAAAUGGAGAAACUAAGAAAGGAUAUGGAGGGUUCUCAGGGAGGGACUGUGGUGUUGAACACUGGUUUGAAAGACAGAGAUGCAGCAGAGAAUAUGAUGGUAGAGGAGGAUGAUGAUGAUGAGGACUUUCAGGUUGAUGAUUAUGACAGUGAUGGUGCCAUCAUUAAUGAGGAUGAUGAAGAUGAUGAUGAGAUGAGUCGUUACUACUUAUAA